UCAAGUUUCCUUCACAGCAAGAUCUCAUUCCAUUGCACUUCCACUUUGUAAUUUUUUUUUUUUUUUUCCUUUAAAUUUCUUCAACUUUGUAACUUACCUUUCAGAUAUCUUAAUCUACCACUCUCAUGCAAAGGUAGCAGGAAUUACAAAUGGGGAAAAAAGGGAGUUGGUUUUCUGCAGUGAAGAAAUUUCUUAGUCAUGAUUCCAGAAAAGAUAAGAAAAGUCACAGAUUAAAGAAAAAGUGUACUCAAAAGGACUCAGAAGAAGCACCAAUAGAUGAUGUUAAAUUAACUGAGGCGGAGAGUGAACAAAAUAAACAUGCUAUUUCUCUGGCUUUUGCUGCUACUGUCGCCGCGGGGGCCGCCGUUGCUGCUGCUCAGGCUGCUGCAGAAGUUGUUCGUCUUACGAGUAUGCCUCUUUACCCCGGAAAGACUAAGGAAGAUAUGGCAGCUAUCAAGAUUCAGACAGCAUUCCGUGGAUAUUUGGCAAGAAGAGCAUUGUGUGCCUUGAGAGGUUUGGUGAGGUUGAAGGCAUUGAUGCAUGGGAAAUCUGUUAAAAGGCAAGCAACUAGCACCUUAAGAUGCAUGCAAACUCUAGCAAGAUUGCAGUCAGAGGUUCGCGAAAGGAGAAUUCGAGUUUUCGAGGAGAAUCGGGUUCUUCAGCGGCAACUACAACAGAAACACCAAAAAGAACUUAUCAAGCUGCAAACUGGUCAGGUUGGAGAAGAAUGGGAUGACAGGUUGCAAUCAAAGGAACAAAUUGAAGCAAAAUUGUUGCAGAGGCAACAAGCUUCCCUUAAAAGAGAGAGGGCUUUGGCCUAUUCAUUCUCACAUCAGCAAACAUGGAAGAACACUUCAAAAUCUACAAACCUAACAUUUAUGAACCCAAACAAUCCUCAUUGGGGCUGGAGCUGGCUAGAGAGAUCGAUGGCUACUCGACCAUGGGAAGACGAAACCAUUAUGAAUCACAAUGAUCAUGCAUCAAAGGCAAUAAGACCUGCAUCAACUUCAACUACACCAGCUUCAAAGGCAACUAGGGCAUCAAGCUCGAAGAGUGGUCGUGAUAUCGAUGACUCAAGAAGCAUGUAUAGCGUUCAUUCUGAACGCUAUCGAAGAUAUAGUAGCAUUGCAGGAUCAUCAAUGAAAGAUGAUGAGAGCGUUGAAAGCUCGCCGGCGUUUCCAAGUUACAUGGCACUGACAAGUUCAGCAAAGGCAAGGUCCAAAGUACUGCAAAGACCAUCUCCACCUAAUAAUCUUUCUGCAAAGAAGAGGCUUUCUUUUCCUGCUUCUCCAAUUGGUUCAAGAAGGCAUUCCGGUCCACCUAAGGUGGAAAUAUAAGCAUGUUCUAGUUGCAACAAGUCUCUUUGAAUUAUUAAUCAAUAUGAAUAUUUAGUAAAUUAUAGGCUUUGAUAGUUUGUUUUCAUUUUAAGGAGUAUAUAGAUAGAAUAAUAAAAAUUGGCUUCUCAGCUUGUUCAUAUAGUUAAGUUAAGUUAAGUUAGUUAGUUCUCUUGAUAAUCAAUGUUAAGCAUCUCUGACACUUUUGUGUAUGUUUUUUCAGUUUAUAAUAAUUGUGAAUUGAUUUUUGUUGGUUACGAUUUUGUCCAUUAGGGAUAGUUUUACAAAUAGUUGUAUCGUAGGAAUAUUCUCUUACCAUUAAUAGCCUUAUAAUUUCUCUCUUUUAUUGUAAAUAAUUGAGUUAAUUAGGAUUUAAUUAGCUUU
Messenger RNA from Cicer arietinum (chickpea), 1718 nucleotides. RefSeq names its product protein IQ-DOMAIN 3-like. NCBI's taxonomy places the organism in Eukaryota, Viridiplantae, Streptophyta, Magnoliopsida, Fabales, Fabaceae. The record is from RefSeq and is a predicted model, not a curated record. Gene Ontology annotation, molecular function: protein binding.